Messenger RNA from Actinia tenebrosa (Australian red waratah sea anemone), 1534 nucleotides. RefSeq lists its product as uncharacterized. The record is from RefSeq and is a predicted model, not a curated record. Lineage: Eukaryota; Metazoa; Cnidaria; Anthozoa; Actiniaria; Actiniidae.
AUAUUUGGUGAGUCUUUCCGUGGAAAAGUUUACACUCAAAACGGCUCAAGCUUACCCCCUAGAUGCCAUUAAUGGUUAAAGUUAUUCAAAUAUUGAAAUCUAUAAUCCUUUCUGAGAAUACGAAGACUCAAGGUUCAAAAUAAUAACCGAUUCAAAACUCGAAUUCUGAUUGGAUUGUUCCAUAUAAGGAGCAACAUGAGCUUUGAAAAAACGUUUUGCUGAUUGGCUAUUUUGUUCUUGCGAAAAAAGGCUAAAUCACCUGCCUAGCUAGUGUUUGUUGCAAGUACUUGGAACGUCAGUGAAUUUAACCUUGUGUUCCUCUGAAACAAAUUUGGACAACGAGCUAAAAGAAGAGCACUCUAAGGUCAGAAAUGCUUACGCACGUCAUCAUCACGCUGUUGUCAUUCGUUAAUCACGUGAUCGGCCAAUUUCAAUGUCAAGGCACCUGCUAUUCGGGAUCUUUCCCGAAGGGUAGUGACGUCAUCGUUGGACAACAUCUCAGAGGAUACUCGUACAGGAACAUUACCACUGAUGUUCCACGCGUUUGCUUCUCGUCCUGUAUCAAUGACUGUCGUUGUAAGGCGUUCCAGAUGAAAGAUGUCAGGUGUGAGUUGCUGAAUGAGGACAAGGCUUCCAAGGCAGCAGACUUUGUAGGUAAAACCGGAUACGUGUACUAUGAUCUACAGCAGAAACUCUAUAAAGGGCAAUCCCACAUGGUCCAGCCUGCAGGUUCGUGUUAUAAUGGUUGUUGUAGAAACAAUCCUUGUUUGAACGGUGGAACCUGCGUAGAGAACUGUGUUAAUUCAAAAGAAAAGUUCAGCUGCACGUGCAAUUCAUAUUACUAUGGAAAAGUGUGCGAAAAAGUGCGAMCUUACCAUUCUUGUAUGGAUGUCCUUAAUACCUACACUAUUGUGGGGAUAAUGCCUGAAAAUGGUGUCUAUCCUAUUUACCGCAGUGACAAAAAGAGAUUCCAGCCAUUCUAUUGCGCCUUCGAGGGAGCUACGAAAGCCUGGACACUUAUUGAGUCCUUCUCUCUCGCUAACAAAGGGAUUUAUGCCACAACUGCCUUUAGUGAAAUUAAUGGUCAAAAUGCGAACAAGCCAAUAACGAACUGGAGCRAUUUCCGCUUACAGUCGUCAGCAAUGCGUACUCAUCUACGUCCAAACUCAACGAUGUUCAGAGCGACCUGUGACUUCCCAAAAAGGAAUUCUCUAACCCCUGACUUUCUUCUUGGCUAUCUGAGUGAUUACGACAUCUUCACUAACGAUCAGACGAAUGGAAAAUGUGUCAAGUUUGCUCAUAUCAAUAUCAGAGGAUAUGACUUUUAUAAUACCACAGCACCUGUUUGGCACGUUCGGGGUACUUGGCAUUUCCAUAUUGACCCAACUCGGGGAAACUGUUCUUUCAGUGUACAAGGGAGUGUCUAUAAUGAAGAUAAUUUUGGGUUUUAUGGUACGAUCAACCCGCUGUCGAAAUGCACUGCAACACAACAUUCUACCACACAAUGGUGGUUAGGAGAAGAGCAAUAGGCCCG